AUGCUUGACAAAGUUGAUAGUUUUCUUACAAAAAAGCUUGAAGAAAGCAUUACUGAAGAUCAGAAAAAAGUAUGGUCAGAAUUAUUAAAUCUUCAUUCUUUAAAACAUUGGCAUCAAUUUUCACAAAGUGUUAUAUUAUUUCUUAAGAAUGAUGUACUUUCAAAAGGAUUGGAUAUGGAAGAGUUCUGGAACAGUGUUAUUUUAACAUAUAAAGCUACUCUUGCUCCAUAUUCUGUUGCUGUAAUCGCUCGAUAUGUUGCUCAUUCUAUUUUUGAUAGAGCUGGAAAAGCUGAAGCUUACGCUUUUUUGGAUGAUCUUAUAAAAUAUUAUCAAAGUGAUGUUACUGCUGUCAUUCGUCUUAUGACAACAAAGAUUGAAUUUUAUGUAAAAAAAGGAGGUUUACCAGGAGAAGGUGAACCAAAACCUGAUGAAUAUAUUGCUCAAGUUUUAGAAUUAGUUGAAACAUGCCCAGGAAAAACAGAUGUUUUGUCCUGGUAUUAUCUUUCUUUAAUGGAAUUUUAUAGACAAACUCAAGAUUACACUCAAUUUUAUCGUGCUAUCAUAAAUUAUUUGAAUGUAUCUGAUAGCAGUAAAUUAACUGAUGUCGAAAAUUUAAAAUUGUACAGUUAUUCUAUGUGUGAGGCUGCUAUUUUAUCACCUGAUAUUUAUGAUCUUGGAGAAUGUUUAAAUCAUCCUAUUCAUGAUAAAGCAGUUGAUUUAUCACCUGAAAAUCGUUGGAUUCAUACAUUUGUGCGUUGUUUUGUUGAUGGUGAUUUAGUUAGUUUCAAUGAUUCUAAUUACAAAUCAAAACCACUUUUUAAUAUUUCUUCAGAAUUAUUAGAGAGAAAAAUUAGACUUUGUGCUGCACUUCAAUUAACAUCUACUUCUCCAACAACUACAAUACCAUAUGACGCUUUUGUAUCAUAUUGUAAUAUUCCAUUGAAUGAUGUUGAAUAUCUUUUGAUGAAAGCUGUUAGUAAGAAAUUAAUUAGAGGAAAAAUUGAUGAAGUUGGUAAAGUUUUUAGCCUUGAAUGGAUUAAACCUCGUUGUCUUGGAAGAGAACAUCUAGGAAAUCUACAAAUGAAAUAUUCUGGUUGGAGAGAUACAGUAUGUAAAUUGAAAAAUGAAUACAACAUGAAUUUAGGUGAACUUAGAGAAUCAUCUAAUGUAAUUCCAGAACUUUAA
Strongyloides ratti is the source of this 1185-nucleotide messenger RNA. Its product is annotated as 26S proteasome non-ATPase regulatory subunit 13. Gene Ontology annotation, biological process: ubiquitin-dependent protein catabolic process. The record is from RefSeq and is a predicted model, not a curated record. NCBI's taxonomy places the organism in Eukaryota, Metazoa, Nematoda, Chromadorea, Rhabditida, Strongyloididae. Gene Ontology annotation, cellular component: cytosol; proteasome regulatory particle, lid subcomplex; nucleus. Gene Ontology annotation, molecular function: structural molecule activity. The transcript is spliced from 2 exons. The coding region runs from base 1 to 1185 and encodes 394 amino acids.